Prorocentrum cordatum is the source of this 432-nucleotide messenger RNA. The record is from the annotation of a GenBank genome assembly. Lineage: Eukaryota; Dinophyceae; Prorocentrales; Prorocentraceae.
UCUUGGGCUCGAGAUCCGCAGGAGCUCACUUUGCGCGACUGGCCCCGAUCGCCUGCCUCGGGUGCGCCCGCAGCGGAGCAGCUCACCGAUGAUGAUCCGCCAGGCUCUCCGCGUCGCAGCCCGCGGCGCCACCGCGGUCGUGCCGCGCACCCCGGUCGUCCCGGCGCCGGCCCGGGCGCGCGCCUUCGGAGCCGUGACGAAGCACGAGGGCGAGUCGGCGGUGGCGCGCCCGUUCAAAGGUGCAUCCUACUCCGAGCCCGAGAUGGAGUAUGUUGAGGAGCCCUCAAUGCUGUACAUGUUCUGCUUGCAGGCGUUCCCAUGGAUGAUCAGCGGCUGGGUCUUCACCAAGUGGUGCUGAGAAUAAGCCUAGGUCGGCGGACGACCCCCGACUGGCGCCGUGCGAAGGGGACAGGACUGGGAGGAGAAGGAAGA